GUGGCAGCGAGAGGCGGCGGGGCUGUGUCCCCGCCCCGCGGCGUUCUCUCCGCACACGCCUGCCGUGUGCUGCCGCUGCCAUUGGGAGCCGAAUCGCACAGAGUCCAGCCCAGGCAGUCGCCGGUCCUGCUCCGCCGCCAUCGCCAUGAGCUUCUUGUUUGGUAGUCGCUCUUCCAAAACCUUCAAACCAAAGAAGAAUAUUCCAGAGGGCUCUCACCAGUACGAGCUGCUAAAGCAUGCGGAAGCUACGUUGGGAAGUGGUAAUCUCCGGAUGGCCGUUAUGCUUCCAGAGGGUGAAGACUUAAAUGAAUGGGUUGCAGUGAACACUGUUGACUUCUUCAACCAGAUCAAUAUGCUGUACGGAACCAUUACAGACUUCUGCACGGAGGAGAGCUGCCCAGUGAUGUCUGCUGGCCCAAAGUAAGGUCUUCUUUCAUGUGUUAUUGAGAAAAUGCAAAUUUUUAGACGA
Molecule: messenger RNA, 469 nt
Organism: Pezoporus occidentalis (night parrot)
Lineage: Eukaryota; Metazoa; Chordata; Aves; Psittaciformes; Psittacidae
Product: MOB kinase activator 1B-like
Exons: 3
Coding region: 146-424 (92 amino acids)
Biological process (GO): hippo signaling; positive regulation of protein phosphorylation
Cellular component (GO): cytoplasm; nucleus
Molecular function (GO): protein kinase activator activity
Source: RefSeq, a predicted model, not a curated record